Molecule: messenger RNA, 271 nt
Organism: Opisthorchis viverrini
Lineage: Eukaryota; Metazoa; Platyhelminthes; Trematoda; Opisthorchiida; Opisthorchiidae
Exons: 1
Source: RefSeq, a predicted model, not a curated record
GAGGCUGAGUGUAGUCGUUUGGGAGAUCGUGUGUUUGAGCUUUCAUCGGAGUUGGAUCGUGUGAAUGGUGUGAAUCGCGUUCUUUCAGCGAAGUGUUUGGAGUUUGGAAUUGAGUGUGAUGGUGUUGAAUCGAGGUUGGAUGUUUGCGGAUUUGAUUCGGAUUCUCACAUUGCUGGUGUUUCGUCCGGGGAUGUGCAAGUUCCGUUGUCAGUGUCCGAGCGCUCAGUUGUGUCGAUUGUGUCGUCGGGUGUGCAAACGGAUCCGGAUGCGG